UUCUUCAGCUGUCAGACAACAAGUACUAGCGGGAGAAAGUGGCACUGUGGGAGAGGUGUCACUUCGUGUGCCACCGUGCCCCUGACUGCAGCUGUCACGCAGCUCAGCAGUGAGUCUGACAUCGUCUGGGGGCCUGCCCCGUGGAUGAUCACACAUCGUCCAACCUGGCCUCUCUCCACACUGCCACUGGCUCAAGAUUUCAGCUGCCACGGUGCUUUGUUCGUGCUCCUGCUGCUGCUGCCCUGGACUUCAGUACUAACACAGACGAUGGAAGAGGAAAACAGCAACGUGGAUUGCCCGCCCUUUAGUGAAUACAAAGGCAUUUCCUUCCCUACCAGUGUACAAACACCAGAAAGCCUGCAGUACUCGGAGGAUUUUGACGUGCGUGACGAUGACGUCUUUGUGGUGACUUAUCCCAAAUCAGGCACCACAUGGAUGCAGGAGAUAACGACGCUGAUUGUCAGUGGAGGAGAUUUGACACCAGUGAAGACCAUACCGAGCUGGGAAAGGGUGCCCUGGGUGGAGAACAUCACUGGAAAAGGAUAUUUGGAAAACCGCCCCUCUCCACGCCUGAUCUCGACCCACGCACCCUACUCCAUAGCACCAAAGAAGCUCAGAGAGGGCAAGGGAAAGGCCAUCUAUGUUACUCGCAACCCGAAGGAUGUUAUGGUGUCAGUUCAUCACUUUUCAAAGUUUGCACAGUUUCUUGCCAAUACCGGAACUCUUGAAGAAUGUUUCCACAAUUUUGUGAGCAAUAAAGCUCAAUUACAGGGAGGGUCGUGGUUCACCCACGUACGGGGAUGGCACGAACACAAGGACGCCCCCAACAUCUUCAUGAUCUCGUUUGAAGACAUGGUUAUGGAUCUACGCGGGAGCGUGAAGCGAAUUGCAGACUUCAUGGAGCGCCCACUCAGCGAGUCGGCCCUGGACACCAUCGCAGAGCACUGCACUUUCUCCAGCAUGAAGAAGAGCCCGAUGGCCAACUACUCGCUCGUCCCUAACAAAUGGCUAGACCAUAACGUUGGAACUUUCAUGCGAAAAGUAGACCUAGGAGGGCCCAGGACUGGCCAUGAUCAGGAACCAAACUCGAGUCGCCGGGCACAGUUGGCAACUGGAAAAGUGAAUUCACCGUGGAGUUGAGUGAGAAAUUCGAUACGGUCUAUGCUAAGAAGAUGGAAGGCUGCGAUUUGAAAUUUGUCUGGGACAUCGCAGAACUGCAUAAAUAAUGUUUUUAUUAAAGCCAGGAGCACUUAACUUUGAUCAAGCUUAUUGCUGUUUAUCAAGCUUUUUGACAGAUUUCCAUUCUGUUUAGCCAGUAUAAUUUGACUGCAUUCAUAAUUAUUUUAAUCAACAAAUUAUUGUUUAAAUGUGCAUUAUUUUUACAUAUGAAAUAAAGACGUGAUAGCAUGCUUAAGGAAAGUUCGCCAAUACAAUUUGUAAUUGUUUGAAUAGGCUUAUAUUUUGUGGCUAAUUGCUUUUUUUCUUAUAGCGUGGAAUAUGAUUCUGGUCUUAUAUAUAUAUAUACUUUUUUUCAGUCAUAAAUGGCUUUUUAAAAUUGCUUCUUCAAGCAAAAUACAUUUCUCUAGUAUGUGAUUAAAUUACUCGUAAAUGUAAUUGUCCUGAUAUGUUUCUAUAAAAGUUAAUUUGUUCCAGGCCAAUGAUUAGUUCUCAUUUGCUACUUUCAUUUGUUUGUGUAUGACUUGUAAUCAGUGUCAACCUGUGUUAUAAAAUAUUUUCCACCACCUGUUUAACA
Molecule: messenger RNA, 1753 nt
Organism: Lethenteron reissneri (Far Eastern brook lamprey)
Lineage: Eukaryota; Metazoa; Chordata; Hyperoartia; Petromyzontiformes; Petromyzontidae
Product: sulfotransferase 2B1-like
Molecular function (GO): sulfotransferase activity
Source: RefSeq, a predicted model, not a curated record